Molecule: messenger RNA, 1021 nt
Organism: Prunus mume (Japanese apricot)
Lineage: Eukaryota; Viridiplantae; Streptophyta; Magnoliopsida; Rosales; Rosaceae
Product: adenine phosphoribosyltransferase-like protein, putative (DUF2358)
Source: RefSeq, a predicted model, not a curated record
GAUUGUGUUACAGUUGCACUGCAAGUGUACGACUUCCUAUGCUCUUGCAGUCCAAGACAUUCCGUGGCACCCGAUGCUCCUCAGCCGCACCGGAUAACAACAGAAAUAACAACAAUCACAAGAGAGACACCCCACAGGUUUUGAAAAUCGCUGUGAGCGGCGUCACUGAGCUUCUCAGGCUUCUCUCUUCCUUCAGCAAAACAACCAGACUGAAUGGAGUGAGUGAUAAAGGGAGAGAUGAGUUUUCAGUUUCGGGCAUUGAUGAAGUUUUAAUGAUUCUCAAAUCUGAUUACGAGAAUGCGUAUUUUGUUACAGGGAUUUUCACUUCUGCAAUCUACGCUGAAGAUUGUAUCUUUGAAGAUCCAACUAUCAGAUUUCGAGGUAAGGAGUUGUAUUCUCGCAACUUGAAAUUGCUUGUUCCUUUCUUUGAAUCUCCAUCAGUUGGAUUAGAAAAGAUCGAGAAGGGUAUCAAUACUGAAGCAAGUUUUGUGCUAGCAACAUGGAAACUCAGGACCUACCUGAAACUUCCGUGGAGGCCUCUCAUUAGCAUUGAUGGAAGCACGGUCUAUGACUUAGAUGAUAAGUUUAAAAUUGUAAGGCAUGCUGAGAGUUGGAAUGUCUCUGCAAUUGAGGCAAUUGGCCAGCUGUUCACGCCUAGUUAUGGAAGGUCCAAUGACUGAAUAUCGCAAGUCUUAGAAAUCUGAAGGAGCUUCAGGUUCAUUUUACAUUGGUUAGUGUUUCCUUCCAUUGCUAAAAUUAGACCUUACUUUUAGCAUAUUGUUUUCGGUAUUUCUGUGACUUGUGUACCAUUACCCUUUGUCCUUUGUGUAUAUAUAUUUUAGGACAUUUCCUAUUGAGAAGGGCGAUAAUAUACUAAACUCACACACACAACACAGAUGCUAAGACUCGAACCCAUGACCUUGCCUGGGGGAGCAAUUACUCCAAACUACUAUACUAGUUGGUCUUUUGCUUUGUGCUGUGUAUAUGGCUUUGAAGUUUACAGUUGCAUUUUAUUUACGUU